This is a messenger RNA of Linum tenue, 1599 nucleotides long. NCBI's taxonomy places the organism in Eukaryota, Viridiplantae, Streptophyta, Magnoliopsida, Malpighiales, Linaceae. The record is from the annotation of a GenBank genome assembly.
AUGCCGGCGGUCCAAGUGCCGCUGGCUUCGGGGGGCUCGCCAGCCUCUCCGGCAACGGAACUAACAAGCGGCCAACGUAGGCCGCCGUCGGCGACUUCAUCCCCGAACGCUAAGGGAGAAAAAGAAGCGCAACAAAGCAAGAAGAGAGCUAAGCCGACUGUGACUAUCCCAACUGUGCAGGGGGACACGGAUGUUAUCCUGGAGGACGUGCAAGAGACGACCGGCGCAAAGCAAAACCCGGCAAGCCCUAGGCCGACAGUCUGGGGAACGGGAACAUCAGCAGCUCGCCGACUGUUUGGGGAAGGCACCCGUCUGGAUAGGUGGUACACAGCUGACUCAGACUCGGAGGAUGUUGCGGCGGCAAUCUUAGAGGAUGGUCGGGAGGGCGGUCUCGGGGAAGAAGAAGACGACCCACUCUGCCCCCAGGUUUACUUUUCGGCGGCGGAGGAGAGACGCUAUAGCAGGGAGUGGAGAUCAGCCCUAAUCGUGAAAGUUUUGGGGAAGUCCUCCUCAUACACAGGGAUAUCCAAGCGCCUAGACACGAUCUGGGCGAAAGCGAGCGGGAUACAGGUUGCCUCAGCCAAAAACGGGUACUACGUGGUCCGCUUCACAAGCGGCAUUGACUAUGAGAGAGCGGUAACGGGUGGACCGUGGAUGAUGGGGGACAAUUACCUUACAGUUCACGCUUGGGAGAGAGACUUUAAUCCAUACAGGCAUGAGAUCGCGUCUACCAUUGUGUGGGCAAGGCUGCUAGACAUAACAAUUCACUACUUCAAUACGGAAGCUGUUAUGAAAAUUGGGCAACGAAUUGGUAAGCCUAUCCGCGUGGAUCAGGCGACGAGCACUGGAGCACGGUUGGACUAUGCUCGGGUCUGUGUCCAAGUUGACCUCACCAAACCUCUCUUAUCAAUGUUCAAAAUUAAUGGCGUCAAAUACUUUAUCCAAUAUGAAGGGCUGGAGAAGAUUUGCCUGGAAUGUGGUCGAUACUGUGAUAGGGCACAGUGUACGUGUAGAGUGUCAUCGGAGUAUAUGGAGACAGACAAAGGAAGUGCGGCUGACAAACCAAAGCAGGCCGAACCGGAAACCCCCUAUGGGGACUGGAUGAUUGCCAAAAGGAAAAAUAGGACGAACCGGAAGGACAGUAACUCACAGUCGGGGAAGGGGCAGCCCAAACCGAUGGAGGGAGCUCCGGAAUCACCGAAGGGGUCUAGGUACAACGUGCUUCAAGACGAUGAUGAACUGGUGGAGGACCUUAACUCGAGCUCAGAAGCCCCAGAGAAACCGCCGAGUACAGCCAAGGCCACAUCCAAGGGAAAGAGCAAGGAGGUAGAGCCAAGGCAGCCCGCUGCUUUGAAGACGAAAGCGGUCUUCGUUGAGCCAGCCCAGGAGGUUGAGAAACAAGAUGGCCAGAUGCAUAGGGAAAUUCAGCAACAGAAGGGGCAUGAGAGCAGUGGGAAGAAGGGACUUACCUUCACGGGAAAGCAACAAGCUUCUCAACUCCAAAACCAAAAUUCAUGCCCACUGGCCCAUGCAGACAGCCACCACCGGGUCAAGCGGCCCAUGCAGUCUACUUACAACCGAGGAAUGGAGAGUGUGUAA